Messenger RNA from Cottoperca gobio, 1816 nucleotides. Its product is annotated as sorting nexin-9-like. Gene Ontology annotation, biological process: endosomal transport; endocytosis; plasma membrane tubulation. The record is from RefSeq and is a predicted model, not a curated record. Lineage: Eukaryota; Metazoa; Chordata; Actinopteri; Perciformes; Bovichtidae. Bases 120 to 1688 code for a protein of 522 amino acids. Gene Ontology annotation, molecular function: protein binding; phosphatidylinositol binding. Gene Ontology annotation, cellular component: cytoplasmic vesicle; plasma membrane. The transcript has 17 exons.
AGCACAGGAAGUUGUGUCGGUCAUUGUUACUACCUUGACACAGAAGAAGAAGAAGUGGCAGGUUGGAGGCUGACAGAAUGACACUUUAAUAAAAUAAAGAAUAAGAAGCUGCUGCUGUGAUGGCUCUACAGGCUGAAGUUCUGUACGACUUCACAGCCGAACCAGGAAACAACGAGCUGUCGGUCAGACAGGGAGAGGCGGUCUCCGUGCUCGACCAGACUGUGGGUGGAGGCUGGAUCCAGGCCCAGAACUCCAGCGGACAAAUAGGACUCGUACCUGAAGAAUAUUUACAGGUUGGGGAUGGUGGCGGCUCCUGGGCCGGGGCUUUUGUCAGUGACAGUCGGGGAUUCGAAGCCGGUGAGGACGAUGACGGCGAGUGGGACGACGACUGGGACGACCAAUCGGUGGGUGGUUACCGUGGUGACGACCAAGCGAACGAGGAGGGAGGGGCUUCAGGACGGAGCACCCACGGGCCCUCUGUGAAGAUCUCCCUCAACAAGUUUCCGUUCUCCAAAGGUCCAAGCCCUGAGGUUUUCUUGUUGGCCAAACCUCCUGCUGACAGCAGAGACAGACUUCCUGUCUACAUGGGAGAGGUGGGUGCGGUGUGGCUCUAUCCGUCGGUUCCUCUCGACUGUUUGAUCGCCGAUCCGAAGAAAGAGUCCAAACUGUACGGACUGAAGAGCUUCAUUGAGUAUCAAGUUACUCCCAACACAACAAACAGACCUGUCAAUCAUCGCUACAAGCAUUUUGAUUGGUUGUACGAGCGUCUGCUGGAGAAGUUCGGCUCUGCUCUGCCAAUCCCGUCACUGCCCGACAAACAGGUGACAGGCAGGUUUGAGGUGGACUUCAUCAGGGGGAGGAUGGAGCAGCUGCAGGCCUGGAUGACCAGGAUGUGCCGUCACCCGGUCGUCUCUCAGAGCGACGUCUUUCAGCUCUUCCUCACCUUCAGAGACGAGAAGGAGUGGAAGGCGGGAAAGAGGAAGGCGGAAAGAGACGAGACGGUGGGACCGAUGAUGUUCAGCCUGAUUGACCCCGACGCCGCGGAGAGAGAGGCCACCGAGGUUGAACACAAGUGUGAGCUCUACAGUCGGUUUACAAAGUCGAUGGAUGACGGAGUCAAAGAGCUACUGGACGUCGGACACACACACUGGAAACGCUGCACCGGACCCCUGCCCAAAGAGUACGAGCGGAUCGGUCAAGCCUUCAGGAAUCUGUCAGCUGUUUUCAUCAGCAGCAAAUAUCCAGGAGAGGAGACGUUAACGAACGCUCUGACAGCAGCUGGACAAACCUACGAGCAGAUCGCAGAGAUCGUCACACAGCAGCCUCAGAAGGAUCUUCACUUCCUGUUGGAGACGAACAGCGAGUACAAGAACCUGCUGGGAUGUUUCCCAGAAAUCAUUGCUGUACACAAGGCUGCAGCAGAGAAGCUGAGGGACACUGAUCGUCUGAUUUCUGCAGGAAAAAUAAACAACAACGAGAAGAAAAUCAUGAACCAUCGACUGAGCUGCAUGAGCCACUCUCUGCAGGGUAACACCACAUAUACAUUAUCUGAGAUGAAUCAUUUCCAUAGUAACCGUAUCUAUGACUACAACAGAGUGAUGCAGCUUUACCUGGAGCAGCAGGUGACUUUCUACCAACAGAUUGCUGAUAAGCUGCGAGGAGCUCUGAGCCGCUUCAGCACGCUGUGAGGACAACGUCACCAUUAAUAAAAUAUAAGCCUGUUACACAUUAAUAUAAUUAUUAAUAUAAUUAUUUUGUUAAAACAUUUUAUUUCUAUUUUUCAUGUUGUCAUAAAAUAUUUAAUGUUUUAACUGUA